Molecule: messenger RNA, 864 nt
Organism: Aspergillus homomorphus CBS 101889
Lineage: Eukaryota; Fungi; Ascomycota; Eurotiomycetes; Eurotiales; Aspergillaceae
Exons: 1
Coding region: 166-684 (172 amino acids)
Source: RefSeq, a predicted model, not a curated record
UCGUCCCUCCUCAGUUCAGGAUGGAGCACCGGCUCGGCUUUCUGCAAGCGACUGAGCCUGUAAUGCACUAACUCAAUCCCCUCCCCCUCCCCUUCUCUGUGCCUGAUGACAGUCCGCCAGUGGGACUAGAGACUAGAGCACAGGGCAGGUACAAGAGAAACCAAGAUGAAGCAGGAGACCGGAGGACAGGAAGGAAGGAGAAGGAGGAGAGAGUGUGUGUGGAUUUUUCUUUUCGCAUGUCUAUCUAUGUAUAAUCAAUCCCCACGGCUGGGAAACCUACUUUUGUUUCCCUUUUCUCCCUUGAUAGUAUCUAUCUGUCUGUUCCUUUCUUUUCACCUCAUAUUGAUCCCAGGUGGUCCCUUUCGUUGCUUUGCCUCCACUUUUGCUUCUUGUCAACCCCUUCUUUUUGUGGUCUGUGUUUCUUUUCUGGGGAUUGCUUCUUGGUCUCCGGUUGCUUCGGGACUGAGUUCUAGCCAUCGUCGGUCUCAUUUCUCUCAUUCCUGUUUCCCAGCUGUAGGACCAAGUGACUGGCUCACCAUAAGCUCAGCAUUCCAUUCGUUGCCCGUCAACCUUUACAUUUCGGCUCAAGUAUUCGGGUUCCCGGCGACCGGCCAUUCCUCUCACCUUUCAGGAACCAGGGCUUGGUUGCCUGUGCGUCUUGGGUUGGGAAUCUGUACUGCGUGACAAAGCGAGUCUUGCAAGGACAAGGCGAGCGAAAGCCAGAAAACAACGCCAUUGUUGGUGAUCCCCUUCUUCUAGGUGGCUGCGAGAUCUUGUUCACUGCAUCAUCAGGGCUAUUCAUCCUCCAUAAGAUCUUGCAACAACCUGAUCUGGGUUGUCUGUCCAAUUGACUGGUCAAGAUUG